AUGGCUUAUCUACAAGGGUUUACUCCAACCUUGAAAUUGGGUUUUGUGUUUUCAUCAAUAAUUUCACCAAAACAGAGACACCCUUUGGUUUUCCCUUCAUCAAAGUAUGGAUUUUCACUCAAAUUCAAUGAUGGGUCAUUCAAAUUUCAAACCCCUUUAAUUAAGGGAACUAAAUCGGUGGAGCUUGACCGGUUUGUGACCAGCGACGACGAAGAAGAGAAAGAAGAAAUGGGAGAUGGGUUCUUGGAAGCAAUAGAGGAGCUUGAGAGAAUGACUAGAGAGCCUUCUGAUGUUCUUGAAGAGAUGAACGAUCGUCUCUCAGCUAGGGAACUUCAGCUUGUGUUGGUUUAUUUCUCUCAAGAUGGGAGAGAUUCAUGGUGUGCUUUGGAGGUUUUUGAUUGGUUAAGGAAAGAGAAUAGGGUUGAUAAAGAGACUAUGGAGUUAAUGGUUUCUAUCAUGUGUGGUUGGGUGAAGAAGUUGAUUCAGGAACAGCGUGGUGUUGGUGAUGUUGUUGACCUUCUUGUGGAUAUGGAUUGUGUUGGGUUGAGGCCUGGGUUUAGUAUGAUUGAGAAGGUUAUUUCUUUGUAUUGGGAUAUGGGGGAGAAAGAAGGGGCUGCUUUGUUUGUGGAAGAGGUUUUGAGGCGUGGAGUUUCUUGGAAUGAGGAUGAUCCUCAAGGGUAUAAAGGAGGGCCAACUGGGUAUCUUGCUUGGAAGAUGAUGACUGAGGGUGAUUACAAAGGUGCUGUCCGAUUGGUAAUUCGGUUUAGAGAAGCCGGCUUGAAGCCAGAAAUCUACAGUUACCUUGUUGCAAUGACUGCCAUAGUUAAGGAGCUCAAUGAGUUUGCCAAAGCUCUACGAAAGUUGAAAAGUUUCGCUAGGGCCGGGCUUGUUACCGAAUUCGACCAAGAAGACGUUGAGCUAGCAGAGAACUACCAAUCCGAACUUCUAGCCGACGGAGCUCGCUUAUCCAAAUGGGUGAUUCAAGAUGACACUCCUUCAUCACUUCACGGAGUUAUCCACGAGAGGCUCCUCGCCAUGUACAUCUGCGCCGGCCGUGGAAUCGAAGCCGAGAAUGAAUUAUGGGAAAUGAAACUCGUUGGCAAAGAAGCCGACGUAGGUCUCUACGACAUCGUUCUAGCCAUAUGUGCUUCUCAGAAAGAAACUGCAGCGAUAGCAAGGCUAAUGACGCGGUUGGACUUUGCGAGCCUGCCGCAGAAGAAGAAAAGCAUGUCAUGGUUGUUAAGAGGAUACAUUAAAGGUGGCCAUUUCAAUGAAGCAGCAGAGACUGUAAUGAAAAUGGUUGAAUUGGGAAUUUAUCCAGAAUAUUUGGAUAGAGUUGCUGUUGUUCAAGGUUUAAGGAAAAGGAUUCAUCAAUAUGGAAAUUUAGAAACUUAUAUUAAGCUUUGUAAGUCACUUUCUGAAGCAAAUCUUAUAGGACCUUGUCUUGUGUAUUUGUAUACAAGAAAAUAUAAGCUUUGGGUUGUGAAAAUGGUGUAA
Lathyrus sativus (Indian pea) is the source of this 1497-nucleotide messenger RNA. Lineage: Eukaryota; Viridiplantae; Streptophyta; Magnoliopsida; Fabales; Fabaceae. The record is from the annotation of a GenBank genome assembly.